Oncorhynchus gorbuscha (pink salmon) is the source of this 1326-nucleotide messenger RNA. Its product is annotated as transmembrane protein 240-like. The transcript is spliced from 4 exons. NCBI's taxonomy places the organism in Eukaryota, Metazoa, Chordata, Actinopteri, Salmoniformes, Salmonidae. The record is from RefSeq and is a predicted model, not a curated record. Bases 655 to 1203 code for a protein of 182 amino acids.
AUGCCUCAGCUAAAUAAAUACUGGAAUGCACAAGGAGGGACCGUUCUUUCUUUCAGCUGCGCCAAAGUAGCACAUGUUGGACUAUAAUAUAUAUAUAUAUAAUAUAUUUAUAGAUAGCAUGACAGUAAACAAGCAACUGCUAGAGGGAGCUAACACGGAAAACGAUUUGAUACGAGAAGAAAACAUGCAUCGAUACCUCCUUUCCUAAUGCUAGUGGAUGCGUCUAGGUAAAUAAGCUAGGCUACACCAGGAACAAUGUGCAGUGGCGGCAGUCAUCACAACAACGCAUGGAUCGCGACCUCAUCCUGCCAGCUUCUGUGUUGCGGUGCUCUGGAAUUGCCUAAUAACAAUCUCAUUUCUGACAUAGGCUACAGCUUUCACAACGCAGCACGCCUCCUCAUCAUUGAACGCACCUCGAUUAACCACCUUCGCCAGUGCACAGUGUGCUUUUCAAAGGGGAGCGAAAGAGAGACUGAUCCGCAUCUCCUCAUGUCGCGGAGAAAGGAACAUUGGAUAGACGAGGCAAGGAUGGGGGGUUUGACACUGAUUCUGCAUCCAUGAGCGCCUUCACUUCCAACAGAGUGUUGUUUUUUGGAACAGGUACCACUGGACAGUUCUGGUGAGAGAGAAAGAAACUGCUGUUAAGAAGUUUGGAUGCAAAUGGCCACAACCACCAUGAUCUUUAUGAUUUUGGGAGCUUCACUUGUGAUGGCAGUAGCGUGUCUAACGGACAUGAACGCUCUACUCGACCGCUUUCACAACUACAUCUUACCACAUUUACGAGGGGAGGACCGCGUCUGCCAUUGCAACUGUGGAAGGCACCAUGUCCACUAUGUGAUCCCGUACGAUGGGGACCAGUCUCUGGUAGACUCGGCAGAGAACUACUUUGUGAGUGAUAGCGUGACCAAGCAGGAGCUGGACCUGAUGCUGGGGCUGCUGCUGGGCUUCCUCCUCAGCUGGUUAUUGCUGUGGCUGGACGGGGCGCUGCACGCUGCCCUCAGGGCCUGGAGGGCCAAACAGCACCAUGUAUGGCGGAGAUGUCUCAUCCUCUCUCCAUCUCUCCUUUCUGCUCUCCACUCACUGCUCUCCGUUUCCCUGCUCUUUUUCCCCUGUCUCUCAGCCCAUGGUGUCCCCAGACUUAAAUUAGAUGAGUCAAUUUGGAUCACACCUCCAUUCUCAGAUAUAAAUACCCCACACCCAUGAGCCACACACACAUACACAAACUGCACACUCGCACACAAAUUAAAUGGAGGACAAAUCCUUCAUCUUUCAAUCACACAUUUAAUGUUGUCUAUGUCCCGUCUUCCCGGCCCCCUACUUUCUUUC